UGACAUAACCUUUAAAUGAAAAACCGAUAGAGUGCAAAACAGUUGAACUUUAGCCAAUGCAUUCGGAAAUCAACUUAAUCGAGCUAAAGUAAACAAGAUGCAAAAUAACUUUUUGGAAUUCGGCACCAGACAAAACAUCAAACAUGCACCAUCUGUGCUGUACGGUCUGGAGAAUGGUCCAGCCAAAAAUGAAACAGAUCAAACCGACCCGGUUGAUACAAUCGGAGGAAUAUUCCGGGACGGUUCUUGUGGCUGGAUUGUAGUCGGUGCGCAUAUUGAAAUUGUUUCGUUAAAAAAUGGCAACAGAAUCGCUGACUAUACGUUUGGUGAUCGAAGAUAUAGCAACACUUUCGUUGCAUUCGUUGUCGAGGUACACAUCGAUCAAAUCAACACAAACCUGCUGGCCAUCGGCGUCCAUUGUUCCCCGACGACCAGUUGCAUCUAUUUGUUUGCUGUUGAUGGUUCUCGCAUCAUUCAUGCAAUCGAAAUCGAAGACAAAGUGACCAGUUGCUGCUUCAUAAAUAGCAGAGUUUGUGCGGACAGUGCUUUGAAUUCGUUCGAUGGGUGCAUCAUCGUCGGCACGGAAACCGGCAAAAUUCUAAUUGUUGACUUGUUUGUGGAGAGUUGUCUCCGCGUUCUGCAUGGAUCGGAGUUUUACAAAAAUGAGCCGAAAAUAUGCAAAAUCAUCUCAGCCACAACAUUCAAAAGGGUCGAACAGUAUUCCAACUCGGAUGACAUCGGCUUUGGAGUGCAAUUGGAAGAUGUCACAGUGUCCGGACCAGCACUGUCAAUAUUAUGUUUGGCACCGUUACUAAUCGUGGCCGUUGGAUUUGAAGAUGGCAAAAUGGUGCUGUACGAUCUAGGUGAUUUGGAUGCAUUUCACAUAGCCCAUCCGCCGGACAACGAUUCACCAUUGGAAAAAUUAACAUUUAUCGAACCAGCCGAUGAUCCUCGCGCUUGUGUGUACGUGUGGUCAUUCCAUUCGAAUAGCAGGAACGCAAUCGCUGUGCUGCAUUCAUUGACUUAUGAAAUGAAAAUCGUUAGACCGGAUGGCAACGGGUUCGUGUACAAGAACUUUGAACGAUGCACACCGCGACUUACAAUGCCAAUUUUCGAGAAACACUCCAAACCAGUGGCCUGUCAAUCGAUUACGAAAUACAUUGUGGCUGAGGAGAAUUUCUUAACGUUGUGUUUACUGUCUUGGACUUCAGCUACCGGCGCCUUCGUUUGUGUAUUCGAUUUGAAUCAAUGGUACAAACAGCAAUUACCCGACGCUUGUGAUUGGCGUUCUUCACCCACAUUUCUAGCUAUAUUUCCCUUGGGCAAGCAACCCGUUUUAGAUGUUUGGAUGAAUGGGGUCACCGUUACGCCAUUCAGUUCACUUAACCGACCCGAGGAACAUUUUUAUCCGUCCUCUCUGAGCUUUGAUUGUAUGCUGCUCACAACAAACGGUUCUGCCAAACUCCAUUGGCUGGGACUACAAAAUGAGGCACUAGAACAUUUGAAUCACAACGGUCCAUAUGCAAUAUUGGAACCGAAUCGAUGUUUUGCCGAAAUGGUUAGGGCUUCGUUGAUUCCACAGUUUACCGAUUAUUCGUACGACAUGAAUCAGUCGCUGAAAUCGAAACGAGAAUUUCUCCUGUCAAUAGCACUCGAAUACAAUUGCGUCAAUUUACUGAAGAGAUGCGCAAAUUCCUGGGCUGAUGGGAGUCAUCUGAGUAAAAAUCCAUCGGACGGAAUGUCGUUGUCGACGUUAACCGAUUGGAUCUGGAAUCGGGCCACAUCCAUUAAAGAUUGCUGUAACGAAAUGUGCAUUCCACUCUUCGAUCAUUCGGGCAAUUCCAUCGAGCCACGGUCACAGAAAGUUUUGUUGAACUUUUCGCGGCAGCUGAAGCGUCUGUACCUCUUGAUGGAUAUGAUUGUAACGACACACGAGAAAUAUAUUCCCGGUGAUGUGUUGGACACGUUGCAGUCGCAGCGCAAUUCCAUUUGUAUGGCCACCGAAUACCAAGACGUUUUGCAGUGGUUAUUGAAUGUGGGCCUAUUACCUGAAGUGAGUUCUAUCCAGCCGCACAAGAGUUAUGCCGAAUAUCGUGACUCAUCGUUUGACGCUUUUGAAGCCGUGCCGUAUCCAUACGGAACGCUGAAGAGUUACUACACAAAACAGAGACGCAAAUUCUGUGAAAUGGAUCGCAACUUUCUGGUGCCAAAAACGAACAGCUGCCGCAUAUUGUACGUUGAUGCAUUCAUCGAACAUGAAUGUAAUUCGGCCGUUCUACGAUCCGAAUGGAAAAAAGAAUCCGGCGAUGGACUGUAUCCACCAGCAUCGCUGCAAACAAUGCUACGUACAUUAUUGGUUCCGGGCGUGUCGACCGAGCGGAAGUAUAUGUUGUUUGUGUAUUUAUUCAUGGAUUUGAGUUCGGUGUUACGUGAGGAGCACUACGACGGUGUCAUAAAGAAUUUGAUCAAAUUUCCGGCUGUCUUUAAAAUGGAUCCGGGACUCAUCAAAGUAACCCAAGCUUUUUGGAAUCUCGACCAUGGAGAAUAUGAGCUGGCUGUCGAUGAAAUAAUUUCACCGCUCGCUCAGGAUCAGAACAUGUCAGUGUGGCAACGUGAAUUGUUAAUCGGAGCUCUGAUUCUGAAUGACCGACCGAAUUUGGCACUGCGAGCCUUACACGCACCGGGGUCGCCCAUUGCGGCAUCGCUGGAAAUUCGAACUCUUCUCGCUAACGAUUUAGUGGCGGACGCCUUUCAGGUGCAGCGAAUGAAACGCAAUCGCGACCUACUGUUCGAAUUCUUUCAAAUGUGCCACGAGCAGCGAAAAUGGCAUUUCUUGCUGAAUCUGUCGCUGAAUGACAAGGAAGAGGAAUGCUUGGGUGAAUUUUUGCGUUCGAUCGAAUCGUCAAUGGGUGAAAACAUUCACUUCAUUUAUUUGUUGCGACGCUCAAAGUACAUAGAAGCGGUUACGUUUAUCGACGACUUGCAUCACAAGAAACGAUCCGGUCAUCUCGAUUUGGAUACAUCGAAUACAAUAUUGUCAACGUAUCGGUCAACGAUGGCUCCGCCGAUACGACAGUUCUCCGACCUGUACUACAAGCAGAGGGACAACAUCAAUGUUAAACUGAAUUCAAAGGCCGAGUGCCCGAAGCCAUUAAGUUGCCAAUUAUCGCAGCGCAAGUUUGAUAUUGGUAGUGGUGUGUAUCAUCAAUCAUUGCUGCACACUGAACAAACGAGUGUUAGUUAUUGGGAAAAUCAAGAGAAGAAGAUGUGCGGUCUUGCGCCCAGCAACGUUCCAUUCCUGUACGGACUACGUGUAAAUUCGUCGCCAAACGGCAGUUUCGAUGAUCGUGUCUGCUAUCCGGAAUUAUCUGUUCCAAGUCAUAAACGGCGUAUGAACGAUUCACUCGAAAGUGCUGUUCAGGCACCAACGGCGAAGCGUCAACGAUUAGAAUGUUCGACUGUUAACACGACCCUCCUGACAUCUUUCAAAGGAACGGGAAACCAGUCUAAAUCGAUUCUGUCGAAAAGCUUAGACGACUCAAUCGAAAUGGAAGAUGACCCGGAAAUGUUGCAGACGACGCUAAGCACGCCCGUCGUUCAAAGUCAAAAGAAAGUUAAGAAACCAUUUUCAUUGUUGGAACGCAUCGGAACACCACAAAGCAUUUUGAAGAGUCGCAGCAGUUAUCGCGGCAAAAGUGUUUCGUCCGUUGCUUCACGGCGAUCGGUAGACUCCGAUGAGCGGUCCAUUCGAUUUAACCUACCCGAUGAUAUCGUUGCUGUGCCGACCAGUACACCGAUGCAAACAGUUAUUCCGGAUGUUUUCAAUUUUGGUAUAUCACAAAGGCCAUCCAUUCACUCAGAUCGUACCCCAUCACAGUUACUGAUUAACGAUCAAACUACAUUGCUGGCAUCCAAGGACAUUCCAACCAAUUCCACGAUCACUCCGUCAAAAACGAGUCCGGGAAGAAAACGUUUACGAUCAAUUUCACCGGAAGCAUCAUCUCGUACUCCAACUUGUGUUGAUGUUACUGUUGAGAGAUCCUACGAACCGCAAUCACGUCAACUUUUUGCUACACCCAACGAGUCCAUCAAUGAAGAACCCGAGGACAUCGCUACAGAAUCGAUCAAUAAACAACCCAUUCGAUCGACGGCAGAGCCUUGCGAUCUGGAGGAGGAUAGCAGUCAGGAAACAGUUGACUUAAAAAUUGCAACUACUGAAAAUGUGGACGAGGUUGCAGUUCACAUUAAAUCUUUUAUAACAGGCGAUAGUGCAAGCAAAUGUUUUGGUCAGUCCACUGCCAUGUACAGUGCUUUUACAGCACAAGCUCCAACAAAUGAACAAACUAAACUGGUCGAGAGAAUCAUUCCCAUUGAGGUUGAGCCUAGGCCACCUAUUGGAAGUCAAUUCGAAUUUGGAGGUCCUUCAUCGUUUGGAGACACAAAAGAGAAACGUAGAUCAAGCAUCGGACUUAACGUGUCCAACUUAAGCUUUCCAUCGCAACGAAAUAUCUUGACCGACUCUUCCUACUAUGAGUCCAGUUACGUAUCCGUUUCAACCGAUGGAUCUCCAUUUAAACAGAGAAAUCUGCUAACAAGCACGCUCAAUUCCAGUGAUUUGACUUCUCCAAAUACUACAAAGUCCUCGGUCAGUUCGAAAGGAGUUGGAAAAGCCGAUGAGAUUGAGACUGUUCAAAUCGAAGACAGUGACGACGACAGUGAUUGUGAUUUAUUUGAGCGCUUCGGAACGACACCAGCCGAACAAGAAAUUGCAAUUCAAGGUGGUGAAAAAGCUCAAAUGUCAUCGACCCCAUUCACGUUAAAGUCCUCACCAUCUGUGCAAUUCGAUGCGAACAGCAGCAGUUUUUCCAGUGAAAUAUUUCGCAAGAAGAACAUCUUGACUGAUAGCACGUUCAAAGAGUCGUCUUACCACAACUUGUCGAUGUUGGAUCGAAGCUCGAUGUACAAAUCAAGAAAUAUUCUCACCGACAGCACCUACAAGGAUCAAUCGGUUACAAGUUCCGAACAAUCGACGUUAACUGCUGCACAUAAAACAAUUGAGGAAAUUGGAAACUCGGUGGUUUCCGAAAAGGGAAAUGACAGCAAGCCAAUUUUGAUUGAUAUAACGGAACGAAAGACCAAAGAUUCCACAAGCCCAGACUUCAACGACGAAUAUUCGAACGACAUUUACGAUUUAUCCAGUGAAGCCGAUGUGGGUCUACAAGAUGAUGAUUACGAUGUGGAUGACUACGAAAGCGAAUCAGAAGAUGACGUUAUCGAUAUUUCCAGCGGAACGGAGGAUGUUCCUGAUCCACCAAUUAAGUCAAAAGGGCAAAACACCUCGGCUGGUCAAUUUAGUCUUCCUCCCUGUAACACAAUCGGCAAAAAGGAUCGCUUUGUUGAGGCCAACGUUCCGGCGGAUGUCUUCAAAAGUACGAUACCAAUGGAUGAGUCCAAAUGCAGCGAUGUGUCAUUUAUGACAGCGUCCGAAAAUUCGGUGAAACAUUUAACCGAGCUGAAGACUGCAUCCUUACAUCCGGAAGAAAAUGAUAGUUCACUGAAAGACGUUGCCUUAGAUACUCCUGUGCCACAUGAUUUUGAUAACGCGGAGGAGAAACUUGAGAAAGACCUACCAUCAGAUGACUUCAUUGGAGUCUUGGACGUCAAUAAGUACGGCGGUACACAAUUAGGUCAGAAUCAAGUCACCAUCACUUAUGAACUACAAGAAAAUCUGCUGGAUGACAACGAGAUCAAUGCAGAUGGUAUGGGAUUUACAAUGGACUAUGGUGCUCAAAAUGAUCUUGUGAGCAGUGAUUUGAACAACGCACUAUUACUCCCGGAGUCCUUCAUGCAAACCGAACCAGCAGUAAAUGUAAGUGACACGGUCUCGGAAGUAAUUGGCGAGACGGAAGGCACUCAAAAUUUAAACGAUGCAGUGAUAGACAGUCAGGAUACGAUUACAGCCGUGCCAGAGACACAGUGCGCCGUAAUUGAAGAGAAAAGUUCUGACGAUAAAAUUACAACUUCCGGUGAUACUUUGAUCCAAUCACAGGAAGUGUCGGUGGCAUCUGAACUCAUUUCCACUACUUGUGAUUUGAACGCAGGAAUUAUUGUGGAUACUAUUACGUUCCCGGAUACACUAGCGACAAGCGAACUGCCAUCAGAAACAAAUUCCGAAGUUAUCGCACACGAUCAAAAUGUAACGAAAGUAACCACUGGAUAUUUGGCGGAUGUGUCCGAUGUGGACGCAACUGAAGUGACAUCCGGAAUAUUGAACGAAGCCAUUCUUUGCGAUCAAACAGAAACAGUAGUUGAACCGAUGGAAGUUGCAGCAGUUGAUCAGGAUAUGAUCGGUCAAAAUAUUGAGGAAGAUGCUCAAACGCAGGUCACAGAAAGAGGUGAUGAAUUAGUAUCGAAUAAAGAUGGGAUACUGCAACGUCCAGAAGACGUACAAGAUACACAAGCACAAUUUACGGAAGAAGGAUUAGUCUUGAAUAUUGAUGAGAUACUCGAAAGCGCCGUGGUCCCAGAAAUACAGCAAAUUGUCGAAGAAAACGUUCAAUCGCAGGAGAAUGAUGGUGUAUUGGUUCCGGAAACAGAGAAAAGGGACGAAGAAAAUGGUCAGCAACACAUUGAUGAUGUCUUUUCACAAACACCGUCAACUUCUGCCGAUGCGUUGAAAAAAUCAGCUGAAUCAAAAAUUGGACUGCGGGAUACGCCGAAAAGACGAUUACGUUCGAAUUCAGAAACCGUUGAAACUCCUCCCGUAAAAUUGACUAGAAAGCGAUCAUCAUCGUCAAUGUUAUCGGCAGCAUCGACUCCAAACGAAUCAGUUGCUUCACCGGCAACACGCAUUACAAGGGCCAAAUCGGAAACGAAAUCGGUGUCAAAUCAACCAGUUAGGGCGCGUGGUGCAAGAGCAAGCUCGGAAAUCAAAGCAACAAGAAGUGAAGAACAUCCACCGCUGUCUAUGAUGGAUUCGAUGGAGUCCGAUGGCGUUGAUACAAUAACGAAAAAAGUGAAACGUGCAGCGGGUCGCAAUGUUAGCUCUCCAGUCAAUACACCUGAAGGAAGUUCACUUCGUGUAACACGUUCACGAACACGAAGCAUUGCAGAAGAUGACGAUAAUGUUUCGGUUGUAUCAGAAGUUAGUCAGCGAAGUACCAGAAGUGCUACAAGUAAAACUGGGCGGAGCACACGCAGCACUCGUGGUAAAAGUAAUGUUGCCGUUGAUGAAGGUGAGGAUGACGGUAGUUCGACAUCGAAAAAAACUCGUGCGAAGCCUCUAAUUCUUCCAAGCAUUAGUGAAGACUUAAUUCAAGAGGAAACAGCCGACAGCCAGUAUGAGGAUGACAGAAGAUUGACGCGUCGUCAAAAGAAAUUCAUGGCCGAAGUAGCUGAAAGAUCUAAACUGAUGGUUGCUCCCCCAACCAUGCCUGUUUCUCGCAAGCGUACACGUAGAAACUCCAACGCUGAUGCUGAUGACGAUGACAUAAGCGACACAGCAAGUGUGGCCUCAUCCAAAACCAAUGCAUCAGCAAGAUCCCGAAAAUCUGCCGAAUCCUUGACACCGGUGCGACAAUCGAAGCGACUAUUAGAGAAAGAGGGAUCGGUGGAUAAGAAAAGCAUUGCGAGUAUUGAUUCGGAUACAGAAUCGGUGGUUUCAGCUGUAAGAUCAACCAGGAGCCGACGUAGAUCUACCUCGUCGAAGAAAUAAAAAUGGAGAAGCGAGACGGUAGUCUCGAGCAAUUGAAUUUGAUUAGUUUUUAAUAUUUUUUUUUUUGUUUUAAUAUUUUUCGUUUAUUCAAAAAUUGCUUUGUCAAUAAAGCUGCAGUU
Bradysia coprophila is the source of this 7833-nucleotide messenger RNA. It is a transcript of the gene Elys, whose product is annotated as AT hook containing transcription factor 1 homolog. NCBI's taxonomy places the organism in Eukaryota, Metazoa, Arthropoda, Insecta, Diptera, Sciaridae. The record is from RefSeq and is a predicted model, not a curated record. Gene Ontology annotation, molecular function: protein binding.